Molecule: messenger RNA, 1278 nt
Organism: Frankliniella occidentalis (western flower thrips)
Lineage: Eukaryota; Metazoa; Arthropoda; Insecta; Thysanoptera; Thripidae
Product: beta-mannosidase-like
Exons: 4
Coding region: 51-1142 (363 amino acids)
Biological process (GO): glycoprotein catabolic process; carbohydrate metabolic process
Molecular function (GO): beta-mannosidase activity
Source: RefSeq, a predicted model, not a curated record
UCUCUCUCUCUCUCUCUCUCUCUCUCUCUCUCUCUCUCCGGCACGCAGUGAUGCACUGGGCCGCCGCGCUCCCGCUCGACCCCGCUCAGUCAGUGACCGCUGCCGUCAAGGUCAGGAUGGGCGCGCGCUGCAUCAUGGACCUGGUGCCGCUGGCCGCCGCCGCAGUGAUCGUCGUCGUCGUCCUGGCGCUGCCGCCGUCGGCGGCCUCGGCGUCCGGGACCAGCGGCGGCAGGCUGCACCAGCACGCCCUGGACGGCAUCUGGACGUUGACGAACAAGGCGAGAGGGCUGCAGGCGGCCGGCCGGGUGCCCGGAGGCGUCUACUCGGACCUGCGCGCCGCCGGCCACCUCCCGGAGGACCUAUUCUACCGCUUCAACGACGUGGCCUACCGCUGGCCGGCCAGGGAGAACUGGACCUACGAACGCUCCUUCCAAGUGCCUCGAGGGGCCGUGGCCAAGGCAAAGCAAGUGCUGGUGCUCCACGGUGUGGACACAGUGGCCGACGUCUACCUCAACGGCCACCUGCUCGGCCACACCGACAACAUGUUCGUGCGGUACCGCUUUGACGUCAAGGACCUGCUCAAGGAGGACGCCGCCAACCUGCUCGAGGUGCACUUCACCUCGCCGGUGCUGGCGGCCGCAGCCCGCGCCGCCCGCCAGGCCGAGCAGUACGUGGUGCCGCCGACCUGCCCGCCGGCCAACUACCACGGCGAGUGCUCCGUCAACCUGCUGCGCAAGAUGCAGGCCUCGUUCGCCUGGGACUGGGGCCCCGCCUUCCCCUCCGCGGGCCUGUGGAAGGGAGUGGCGCUCGAGGCGUACGACGAGGCCGUGCUCCGGGACGUGGGCUUCGACGCGAGCCCCGGGGCGAGCGGCGCGUGGGAGGCGCGGGUGCGCGUGCACUGGGAGGCGGGCGCCGGCGCGCGCCCCGCAGCACCCGCGGCCACCAGCGCCGUGCUCUCCGUGGUCCUCGCCCCAGCCGACGGCGGCGCCCCCAUCGCCUCCAAGGACGUCCCCGUCACGCUGGUCCCGGACGCCCACGGCCUCGGACACACGGACGUCGGCCUCUCCGUGCCCCGGGUGAGUCACGCAGGCGUUCGGCGCAACACCUGCACGCCCCCGAAGUAUUUUAAUUUGGUCAAAUGACACCCCGUAUCACUGUUUGGGGUUCGUCGUCGCUUGAACGGGUGGUCUUUCCUUUAAAAUGCGUUUUCGGCAUGAUCGAAUACUUCGUCCUGUAAAAUGAAACAGCCUAAUGGUGCCCGACCACGCCCCGCCGCGC